This is a messenger RNA of Ambispora leptoticha, 1346 nucleotides long. The record is from the annotation of a GenBank genome assembly. NCBI's taxonomy places the organism in Eukaryota, Fungi, Glomeromycota, Glomeromycetes, Archaeosporales, Ambisporaceae.
GCGGUAGCACAACACCUGCAGUGUAUACAAUGUUGCCACAACAGCCACAGAAGUCAACCAGCCCGACCAAUAAUCCACCAACAAACAAAGAAAAAGAAACGAGUCAGCCCGCAGGACAGAAUAACAUCAGUGGACACACACCCAGUCACAACAUCCACAAACCAGCCCCUAUUCAAAUUAACAUCGCGGAAAUACCCAUCUUUCGAUUACACAAAAUUCAAAAGCAUCUAAGAGGUUCACGGGUUCUCCAACACCCAGGCGGCAAAACCAGAAAGCAUUUGAGUUUGCUAUGGAAAGCGGUAGCCUCCGCAGAAGGUGAUACCAUAUCGAUUAAGAGGCACUCCUGUCAUACAGCAUUCGCAGAUAUCUCAGAGUGGUUACUUGCCUUCAAGGCAUAUAUAGAUGCUGUUCUUAUCAUUUACGAAAACAGAGAACAGGAGCUCAACACUUACAGAGACCACAUCAGCGAAUUAUGUCUCAAACAAAGUUUUUAUACUGUAAUGUCCUACGAUGAGGAUCGCAGAGUAACUUUGGUGACAAAUCGGGACUCAACUCUUCUAGACCGUAAGAAUGGCAUAACGGAAGGGAGAUUUGUAUCAAUUGGAAUAGAAGUCACUGCGUGGAUGAGAAAGUCUGUGAAAGGGUCUACAAAUGGCAUCAAACUCCAAACAUGUCGCUCAAUACAAAGCAGCCCGAGGAAUCACUACGUUCGAGGCUCCAAUCCUUCAAUCAGUCAACUGACACUUACUGCUAUUCACCCACACAACAUGCCUUUAACAGCCACAGAGAACGAAAUCUACACACAACUCGAUCCAGAUAUAUUCAGCAUCUUCACCCCAAUUAACAUCGAGAUGUUCACGUACCUAACAAACAAUCACCCUAACCGACCAUUCAUAUCUUACCUGCUCAAAGGACUCAGAGAUGGGUUCAGAUUUAACUUUUCGGGUCAAAGAACUAGAUUAGUUCAACAAAAUUUAAAAUCAAUAGAAAUUGACCCACUCUCAUUUGCAAGAUAUAUUCAGGACGAACUCGCACAAGGACGGAUGUGCGGCCCCUUCUCUGAACAACAACCGCCAUGCCAGCUCUUUCAGAUAAAUCCGUGUGGCCUGGUAGCGAAAAAAGAUACCAAUCCCAAAGUAUAUCGCGUGAUAUCACACCUUUCAGCUCCGUUUGGAGCAAAUGCUUACAGAAUCCUGCCAGUACACCCCGUAGACCAGACACUUCAGGGAAUUAUAUUCGAAGGCCAAAUAGAUUUUGAUAAGGCCUUGGCCUUUGGAAACAGAGCCUCAGGGGGCAUAUUCUGCAGAUUUGCUGAUGUACUCACAUGGAUCGCAACACAACAAGGA